AUGAUGCUUAAAUUGGGGUUUCCAGAGAUUUGGGUUGAUAGGGUCAUGAGUUGUGUCACUACACCCUCCUUUUCUGUCCAAAUAAAUGGGAAAGCUUAUGGGAAUAUCACUCCUUCUAGGGGUAUUCGUCAAGGAGAUCCGCUAUCCCCUUAUCUGUUUUUGUUAUGUGCUGAAGGUUUUACUUCACUUCUUGCUAGAAAAGAGCUUGAAGGACGACUACAUGGGGUGGCUUUAUGUCGAAAUGCGCCGUCUAUCUCUAAUUUGCUCUUUGCUGAUGAUUCUUUGAUUUUUUGUCAAGCUAAUAACGAUGAAGUGCAGGUGGUGUCUGAUACCCUACAGUUGUAUGUUGAAGCCUCGGGCCAAUGUAUAAAUCUUGAGAAGUCCUCUGCUUAUUUCAGUAGUAAUGUGUCUGUGGAGCAGAAAACAUGGAUCAUUGACAAAUUAAAGGUUAAGGAAGUGGCGAGGUUUGAUAAUUAUCUAGGGCUGCCUACUUUGAUAGGACGAAGAAAAUAUGAGACUUUUGCUUUCCUGAAGGAAAGGGUUUGGAGGAAAUUGCAGGGUUGGAAGGGGAAAAUGCUUUCUAAGGCUGGCAAGGAAGUUCUUAUAAAAGCUGUGGCUCAAUCCAUUCCCACGUGUUUUAAAGCCAAAUAUUUUCCGCGGUGUGAUUUUCUUGAUGCUACGGAUUGCCAAAAUAGCUCUUAUGUUUGGAAAAGUUUGUUAGCAGCUCAACCAAUUUUGAAGAAAGGGUGUUAUUGGAGAGUAGGAAAUGGGGCUUCAAUUCGUGUGCUUAAAUAUUGCUGGCUACCAAACCAUCCAACAAAAAAAAUAUUGUUUCCACCAGAGGAGGAAAUUUGGGAAUGGAGAGUAUCUGAUUUAGUUGAUUGGCAGACUCAUCAGUGGGAUAGAGAAAGAAUAAUGGCCUUGUUUCACCAGUUUGAUGCGGAAGCGAUACUUCAAGUUCCUUUAAGUAGGCGGGUUGCUCAGGAUGGGUUGGUUUGGUCUUUUACAAAAAGAGGCAGAUAUACUGUCCGGUCUGGGUAUUUUGUGGCAAAACAAUUAAGGAAGGAUGAGUUAAAUGCUGGGGAGUCUUCAGAGCACAGAGCACUUGGGUUCCUUUGGUCAUGUCUGUGGAAAGCAGCUGUUCCAAGCAAGAUAAAGAUUUUUUCAUGGAGGGCGUGUCUUAAUAUUCUGCCCACACAAGAUAAUCUUAUUCGAAGAAGGGUGAUGGAGAAUGCACGUUGUUGUCUCUGUCAUCAAGAAACUGAAACAGUUCUGCAUGUUCUUUGGACUUGUGGAGCGGCACAAGAUGUUUGGGCUGGGAGCUUGGGUAGACUUCAGAAAUCUGCUUUCCGAGGAGGAAUGGAAUCUGUUCUGGAUUACUUGUUGGUUGAUAUGGCACCAAAGGAAUACGGUUAUUCAUGGAGGGGUUUUCCAACAUGGCAGCCUCCACCAGAAACGUUUUUCAAACUGAACUUCGACGGUGCUUGUUUUGAUGAGGGUGCUGCAUCAGGUUAUGGGGCGGUGAUUAGGAAUGAAAAGGGUGACGUCAUGGUUGCUUUAGCGGCACGAGGAGGAGCUGUGCGUGACAGUGAGGAGGUGGAAGUGAUGGCGUGCCGUAAAGCGCUUGAGUUUGCCAUUGAUGCGGGUUUUACAGAGAUAGUACUGGAAGGCGAUAAUGCUUUGGUUUCAGGUCCAUCUCUUAUAAUUGUAUUAGGCGUAGUGCUAAUGGCUAAUGGUGUUGCUCAUUCUUUGGCUAGGUUUGCUAGAUUACUUGACAAUGAAAUUGUUUGGUUGGAGGAGGAUCCUCCACCUGCUGUGGAUGCGUUGUAUUUGGAUUCUUCUUUUCUAAAUUAA
Molecule: messenger RNA, 1854 nt
Organism: Quercus lobata
Lineage: Eukaryota; Viridiplantae; Streptophyta; Magnoliopsida; Fagales; Fagaceae
Exons: 5
Coding region: 1-1854 (617 amino acids)
Molecular function (GO): nucleic acid binding; RNA-DNA hybrid ribonuclease activity
Source: RefSeq, a predicted model, not a curated record